Molecule: messenger RNA, 1249 nt
Organism: Oryctolagus cuniculus (rabbit)
Lineage: Eukaryota; Metazoa; Chordata; Mammalia; Lagomorpha; Leporidae
Source: RefSeq, a predicted model, not a curated record
CUCACUGGUCACACGGGGUCAGGGGGGAUUGGAUUUUGCUCCGAUCUGCUGGAGCCAGUGAGACACAAGUUUGCCUGCUGUGUCCAUGGCCUGUGGCAUGAGAGCAGGGAGGGGCGUGCAAGGGGAAGCAGCUGGGUGUGCCCACCACUCGCUGCUACCCUGCCAGCACCAGGCUGCUGUGAACAGUUCCCACCAUCUGGGCCAAGGGCCCUCAGGCUGUAGAGCAAAGAGCAUGGGCUUAAAACAUUGCCAUCCGGCUGGCUCAGCAGCCAGGGCACGCCCCCUGGGUCCCUACGUUCUUGCCUGUGUGUGCAAGAGUGUGAAGAGGUACAGGCGACCACCCAGAAGCACAGGAAGAGCCCGAGGUACAGCAAGGAGGAGCUGGACAGGCUCAACCAGGCCACCCAGCGGAUGGCUGUGGAGAUGGACAGCUCCAGGGGUCAGCCCUGCAAAGGAGGGCAAGCCGAGGACCAGCCGGCUCUGCGGGAGGACGGUGCCAAGGGCAAGCUGGCCUGGCUGGAGGCCACCCUGCAGCGAGCCAAGCAGGACAUGGUGCAGCAGCUGCGCGAAUACCAGGAGCUCAUGAUUGUCAAGUUGGGUCUGGACUUCGAGAUCGCUACCUACCGGCGGCUGCUGGAGGGCGAGGAGAGCCGGAAUGAACCGGAAGUCCUGGCUGAAUACCCGCCACGUGGCAGGUGGUUCUCCUGGAGGUUCACUCAGCUGCUUCCUUCCUCUCCCCGCAGGCGUGGUCUGAGAUUUGGGGCGCGGAGCAUCGCCCCGAGCAGCGCUUCGGCCCCAGAGCCUGGCUCAACCGCGGGCCCUGCCCACCCGCUCCCGGCCACGGAGACGAGCGCCCCUGGCGGCGGCUGCGCGCUCUGCGGCUCCGCGGGCUGUGCCGGACACUAGAGCUGCGACAGCCCCCCUGGAUGUUGAAGUCUCCAGCAACUCCGGAGACCAGGAACUCCGGGUUCUACCCUGAAGACUCUGCCCUGCCACCCAUCACAGAGCUGACCCGCCCCCUCUCUCUGUUGCCCUCUCCCCGCCAGCACGGAGAAUCAGAUCUUGGAGCAUAGCAUAGCUUGCAGAGUCGUGACAGAUCUGUUCCCUUGUGCAGAGAUACCCAGGUGCUGCUGCUGUCGGGUGGGCGUGGCCUGUGGCUUACCUGGGCCCAGCACCCGGCUCCUCUGAACUGACUCCUCCCCCCUUUUCCCAAGGAUUCCUCCUUUGCAAUAAAAAGUGGUGCAGGGGA